GAGUUUGACAGUAACAGACCUUACUCUGCUGACUAAUUUGGACAACUAAUUUGUGAUUUUCAGCUAUAUAAGAUACUUUGACAUAUUUAAAUGACUAUAAUUAAAUUUUCCAUAUUCAUGCCGCUUUUUAACAUCGUAUAUAUUUGUUAUAACAUCUGGAUGUUUACAUUUUCAGUGUAGGUGGUGGAACUUUCUGCAUCAUUAGUGUUGCGUUGUAGACAUUUGGGCGCGUAUCGCGCAAACGUUCAACAAGUUAUCCAAAUCUUUUUUGGCACCAUAUCAUUCAAUGAUGUCACAUCCGUUCUGAAAGACUCGAUCUCACGUCGGUUUGUCAGUAUCAGCUGGAUGCUGAAUCCUCACGCGCGUGCGGUCGUAACUUUGGGUAGCGCGCGCUCGAUAUUGGCUGCACGCGGGAGCUGGCGCAGCGGAGUAUCAGGGUAAUGAUUGUGGAUCUAUCCGCCCUGUUCGGUUCGGGCACCACCUCCCACACCGAGAACGUGAUAUUAAGGGCAGAAAAGUGCAACGGAAACGGGACAGAAUGCAUUCUCUUUUCGGUCUACUGAAUCCUCUGCUUUUCCUAAUUCUCUCCGGACUGUAUCCGUCAAUGACGAUCGGUCCAAAGGAGGGAUGGCAGGUGUACAGUUCAGCACAGGAUGCAGACGGGCGCUGCAUCUGCACUGUGGUUGCACCCGAACAAAACCUCUGCUCCAGGGACGCCAAGAGCAGACAGCUUCGACAGCUACUGGAGAAGGUGCAGAACAUGUCGCAAUCUAUUGAAGUUCUGAAUCUCCGGACACAGCGAGAUUUCCAGUAUGUCAUGAAAAUGGAAAAUCAGAUGAAAGGGUUACGGACCAAAUUCCGGCAAAUCGAAGAGGACAGGAAAACCAUAAUGGCUAGAAACUUUAAGGAGCUGAAGGACCACAUGGAUGAACUCCAGCCAUUGAUUCCAGUGCUAGAGCAGUACAAAACAGACGCCAAACUGAUCUUGCAGUUCAAAGAGGAAAUCAGAAAUCUGUCUGUGGUGCUAACAGGCAUCCAGGAGGAGUUGGGUGCCUACGACUAUGAGCAGCUCUACCAGAGAGUCAUCAGUCUGGACAGCCGCCUGCGAAAUUGCAUGAGCAAACUCACAUGUGGAAAAUUAAUGAAAAUCACCGGCCCUGUAACCAUCAAGACAUCCGGCACCCGAUUUGGCGCAUGGAUGACUGACCCACUUGCUUCAUCGCGAAACAACAGGGUUUGGUACAUGGACACCUACACAAACAGCAAAGUGGUCAGGGAGUACAAAAACAGUGAUGAUUUUGUCUCCGGGUUGGAGUCGCGAACCUAUUACCUUCCCUUCAAAUGGGCUGGAACCAACCACGUGGUGUACAACGGUUCCUUAUAUUACAACAAAGAACAGAGCAACAUCAUCGUCAAGUACAGCUUCGAGACCGGACGGGUUCUCGCUCAACGCGCCCUGGAAUACGCCGGCUUCCAUAACGUCUACCCCUACACCUGGGGCGGCUUCUCGGACAUCGAUCUGAUGGCCGACGAGCUGGGUUUGUGGGCCGUGUACGCCACUAAUCAGAAUGCGGGGAAUAUUGUCAUUUCUCAGCUGGAACCCGAAACGCUCGAGGUUCUCCAGACGUGGAACACGGAAUACUCCAAAAGGAACGCCGGUGAGUCCUUCAUGAUCUGCGGAACGCUUUACAUCACCAACUCCCACCUGACUGGAGCCAAGGUGUAUUAUUCUUACAAUACAAAGACCUCCACGUAUGAGUACAUAGACAUACCGUUUCACAAUCAGUACUUUCACAUCUCCAUGCUUGAUUACAACGCUCGAGAGCGAGCACUGUACGCUUGGAACAAUGGACACCAAGUCAUAUUCAACGUUACGCUUUUUCACGUCAUCAAAACCGAAGAUGAUUCAUAAUGGACUGUUUAAAUUUAUGCUAUUUUGUACUCAUUAAUGGAUCUUCUCUAAAAGCAAUUGAAACAUGGAUUUUACUAAUCGUAACUUUGUCACAGACAUGAGCAUCACUCGGCGACUUGAUGAUGAAUUUUCAUCACAAUUCGAACAAUUGUGAACGUUCUCAUAACUGCUCUUACUAGGCCUUACUUGCAAUAUUUCACUACAUCAGCCACAGACCGAUUGCUCUUCUGCAUGAAUGUCUGUUUGUUAUAAAGUUACAAUAUGUGGUCUUUGUUCCUUUUGGUUUUAUUGGUUUAGUGACGUAAAGAAUUUAGAUUUUCCAGCCCCGUCUGAUAAUCUCGCACUUUGUCAUGUUUAGUUGUACGAACCGUAGAGAUCUGAAUAUGAAUCUGUGUAAACAACUGUAACCUUCAUUGUCACUGUGAGAAGAUAUGUUUUAUAUUAAAUCUAGAACAAAACAA
Molecule: messenger RNA, 2373 nt
Organism: Paramisgurnus dabryanus
Lineage: Eukaryota; Metazoa; Chordata; Actinopteri; Cypriniformes; Cobitidae
Gene: olfm3a
Product: olfactomedin 3a
Biological process (GO): signal transduction
Source: RefSeq, a predicted model, not a curated record